CUGUCUCGCAGGAAUUUGAUUCUUUCUGCAGUUCCUUAAAUCAGAGCCUCUCCAUGGAAUCCAAAGCUGCGCUUACAAAAAGAAGCAUUUCAUCCUUUGAGCAAAGAACAUAGCUUUUCUAUAUAAAGCCCAGUUAAAUCACCAGAAUAACUCAGAAGGAGUAUUAGAAAAGUCUGAGAGCCACACUGAUUGUGCAAUGGCUGCGCAUGGUUAUGCAAGCUAUAAGGAUGAUCAGAAAAAUGGAAGUCGCGAUGGGAGCGACUAUCCUGAUCAUGAGUGCCGACCUGUCAUUGUUGAUGCUGAGGGUAGGAGACGGCCGCUUAUUUCCUAUCAUCCCAGCCGGGGCACAGGCGGCUAUGCCGUUAGCACUGUGGAGGAGAUUGAGCAUGUUAGAAUGCCUGUGGUGGUCGCUGAAUACAGGUAUGUUAGUCAAAUGGGAAUGCAGCCACCAAGGGAUUAUGCUUACACCGAUGACCAAUGGCAUACGCCUCCAAGUCCAGAAUACAAGUACAGGAAUCAAGGAACAGUUGAGCCAUUGAAGGCUUAUGGUUAUAAAAAUGAGGGACAGCGUAGCCCUCCCAGGCUGGUUGGUGAUCCCCCAGAAUACAAGUACCAUAACAAUCAUGGAACAGAUGGGCCACUGAAGGAUUAUGGUUCCAUAAAUGAGAGACCGCAUAGCCGUCCUGGUCUAGUUGGCAAUCGCCCAGAAUACAAGUACAGCAGCAAUAAAAAUGAUGGAGCAGUCAAGCCGCCGAAGGUUUAUGGUUCCAUAAAGGAGAGAGGGCCUAGCCCUCCCAGGCCAGCUGCUGAUCGCCCGCAAGUUGUUGCCAAUGAUUAUGACUAUGCCAUUCCAACAAAAGUAGUUCCAUUGAACAGUGGAGUCACCAACAGCAGAACGGGCAGGCCUUCUUCAGGUCAAGUUGGGAAUCCCCUGGUCACAAACUCUCCAACAAAAAUGGAGCCACUGAAGACUUAUGGACCCAGUAGUGAUAACAAAUGGCAGAAGACUUCAAAGGUAUCGGAUGACAGCCAACCAAAAAGGCCCAACUUUCUGCCUGCCUCAAAAUGGCGUAAGAACAUCGUGCCUAACUUAACAGGCCAGAGUGGUUCCACUGGCUAUGGUGACUAUGAUAAGUACAACAACAACGAGGAGGAAUGGAACAGGCCGAGUGGUAAUACCAUUAGGGAUGGGAAUAACAAAGACUACUACCAAAGAAAUGAUGGCUGGGCAGAACCAACAAUAGCCAACAAAGAUGGCGGGGAAGAGUCUGGCAAUAAAGGGUGGACUACUAUGCCUGCUUAUAUCACUGCACUUUCUGGACCAACAAAUGACAUCAGUAAAGCUAUGGAGAUGCUGAAGGAAGCUGCCAGCCCUAUGUACAUCACUGCAUCUGCACAACAGCCAAGCAAGGAGGCUGCAAGGAGGUAUGGCAACUUGAAACAGUCGUCUAAGCCAUUCCAAGAAGGAUAUGACUACUCGGGAACCAUCGACAGUGUCCAGGCUGCAAGAAAAUAUAAGGGCACAACACUGUGAAGGUGAACAACCAGGACACGAUUUCAUCUAUAUAACAGCCAUAGGUCACCCUCCGUUUGCGACAGUAUUUGGGAUGACUGAACAGGUUUGCUUGAGAUUACCUUGCUGCUGUAGCGUCUGUUUCUCAAUUAGUAAUCAUUUUAGUCGAUGUAUGGUAGCCAUAUAGUUGGGUGUUUUCUGGCCUCUUUUAAGUAAAAUAAGCCUUGCUAGUAGGCCAGUAAAGUAGUUGUCUUGACAGUGGGUACUUUAUUACUAUUGUGGAACAUGCUUUGGUGUUCAAUCCUAGUAUGUUAUCAAUAAAAUUUGAAGCAUUUACAGUAAA
Diospyros lotus (date-plum) is the source of this 1856-nucleotide messenger RNA. RefSeq lists its product as uncharacterized. Lineage: Eukaryota; Viridiplantae; Streptophyta; Magnoliopsida; Ericales; Ebenaceae. The record is from RefSeq and is a predicted model, not a curated record. Bases 197 to 1534 code for a protein of 445 amino acids. The transcript has 2 exons.